AUGUGCCACUUUCAGGUCUCCUCACACUGCUGGUGUGUUCCAUUUUUUUGUCAUAGGGUGCUGGCAGAUUACGGGCCUCCCAUUGCUGCUGCCAGGCCCCUAAUCUGCCAUGGGCCCCUGUACCGCCUCCUCAUGCUGCUGCCAGGUCCACAGUCUCUCAUGGGUCCCUGUACGGCCUCCCAUUGCUGCUGUCUCCAUCGCCACACUCUGCCAUGUGCCACUUUCAGGUCUCCUCACACUGCUGGUGUGUUCCAUUUUUUGUCAUAGGGUGCUGGCAGAUUACGGGCCUCCCAUUGCUGCUGCCAGGCCCCUAAUCUGCCAUGGGCCCCUGUACCGCC
Molecule: messenger RNA, 338 nt
Organism: Staurois parvus
Lineage: Eukaryota; Metazoa; Chordata; Amphibia; Anura; Ranidae
Source: the annotation of a GenBank genome assembly